Branchiostoma belcheri (Belcher's lancelet) is the source of this 2705-nucleotide messenger RNA. RefSeq names its product nucleolar protein 56-like. NCBI's taxonomy places the organism in Eukaryota, Metazoa, Chordata, Leptocardii, Amphioxiformes, Branchiostomatidae. The record is from RefSeq and is a predicted model, not a curated record. Gene Ontology annotation, cellular component: box C/D methylation guide snoRNP complex; small-subunit processome. Gene Ontology annotation, molecular function: snoRNA binding. The transcript is spliced from 10 exons. Bases 43 to 1833 code for a protein of 596 amino acids.
CGCCGAUCUCGCGAGAACUAACGAGACCGGGACCAAGCCAAGAUGGCUGGUCUUCACGUUCUGUUCGAGCAUGCCUCGGGGUACGCCCUGUUCCGCGUGGAGGAGACGGAGGAGAUCGGGAUGCUCCUACCCACCGUGGAGAAGAGCGUCAAGUCGUACGAAAAGUUCAACUCAACGGUGAAGCUGGUGGCCUUCUCACCAUUCAAGUCUGGCACAAAUGCACUUGACAACUGUAACGCUAUUUCUGAAGGAAUUCUCCAUGAUGAUCUGAAGGUGUUCCUGGAGAAUAACUUUCCUCUUAAGAAGAAGAAAGCCACCUUAGGAAUUGCUGACCCCAAGAUUGGCUCCGCAAUACAAGAGGAGCUUGGGAUACCACUAACUGGUGGGGAUGUGGUACUGGAAGUCCUCAGAGGUAUCAAGCUCCAUUUCCACCUGCUUGUGAGGGGUCUGACAGAGACCUCUGCCUCCAAGGCCCAGCUGGGUUUGGGUCACAGCUACUCCAGGGCCAAGGUCAAGUUCAACGUGCACAGAGCAGACAACAUGAUCAUCCAGUCCAUCAGUCUGCUGGACCAGCUGGACAAGGACAUCAACACCUUCUCCAUGAGGAUACGAGAGUGGUACUCCUACCACUUCCCGGAGCUGGUGAAGAUCGUGAACGACAACUACAUGUACGCGCGUCUGGCGAGGAUCAUCGGGGACAGGAAGCUGCUGAAGGAGGACCGUCUGGAGGAGCUGGAGGAGAUCACCAUGGACAGUGCCAAGGCUGAGGCCAUCAUACAGAGUGCCAAGUCUUCCAUGGGAAUGGAUAUUUCCCCCAUUGAUCUGAUCAACAUCGAGACCUUUGCAUCGCGUGUGGUGUCCCUGGCGGAGUAUCGGAAGUCGCUGCACGCCUACCUGCAGGGUAAGAUGCACAACGUGGCGCCCAACCUGUCAGCUCUGAUCGGGGAGCAGGUGGGAGCACGGCUGAUCUCACACGCCGGAAGUCUGACCAACCUGGCCAAGUACCCGGCCUCCACAGUACAGAUCCUCGGGGCCGAGAAGGCUCUGUUCAGAGCCUUGAAGACUCGUGGCAACACCCCCAAGUACGGCCUCAUCUUCCAUUCCACGUUCAUCGGCCGAGCAGGCGCCAAGAACAAAGGGCGCAUCUCCCGUUACCUCGCUAACAAGUGCUCCAUCGCUUCCAGGGUGGACUGCUUUGCAGAUGUCCCUACCGACGUGAUCGGCAACAAGUUACGUGAUCAGGUGGAGGAGAGGUUAUCGUUCUACGAGACGGGGACAGCGCCCCGCAAGAACAUUGACGUGAUGAAGGAGGCAUUGUCAGAGAUGAAUGAAAUGAUUGCCAAGAAGAAAAAGGAGGACAAGAAAAAGAAGAAGAAGAGAAAACUGACAGAAAAUGGGGACCACAAUGCCACAACAGAUGGGGCCGAGGAAGAAGAGACGCCGGUGAAGAAGAAAAAGAAGAAGGGGCAGAGUGAGGGGGAACAGUCAGCAGCUGAUAUCUCCCUGAACCAGAGCACUGCCACAGAUGGGGAGGGGGAGGGGAAGAAGAAGAAGAAAAAGAAGAAGCAGAGCGAGACCGAAGCGACUGUGACAGAAACCGAAGUCUCACAGAAUGAGAGUGCAGUCGCUGAUGGAGACUCUGAGGGCAAGAAAAAGAAGAAGAAGAAAAAGAAGGAGACAGCUGAGCCUGAGCAGGAGGAAGAACCAGCCCAGGCACCAAAGAAGAAAAAGAAGCAGGCUCAGGCUCUAGAGGAAAGCAUGGUUCUUGCAGAUGAUGAGGGGGAAGCAACACCGAAAAAGGAGAAAAAGAAGAAGAAAAAAGACAAGAAAUAAGACAGUAAUCAGCUGUAGACACACCCUCCCACGCAAACAUCACCUGAUGACAUUCUUUCUCAUAUUGAUUGGUUUGUUUGUCCCAGGAAAGAUAUAUGACAAAAAUUGUCUGGUAGUAUGUUGUUGCGACCCAAAGUCAAACUAUUGCAAAAUGACAAUAUUAGUCAUUGCAUUGCAAAAAAGUCUUUGUCCUAUUACAGAAGAAGCUAUUUUUUUGUAUCAGACAUAUAGCAUCCUAAAAAUAGGUGGGGGUGAGGAUGCAUUAUCGUGUGCAUUAUCGUGGAACCUGUUUGACACAUGUCAAGCCUUGGCACUUCAUAGCCAUACGUUUAUGGCUAGUUUUUAUUUCCACUACUAUGUGAUGCUGUAGCAUGGCAGUCAGUAUUUUCAAGUACAUCUACUUUUUACUUGCCCAUGAAUGGCAUAACGUCAUUUUAUUAUUACAAUAUUAAGUCAUCUUAUUGGCAUGUAGAUCUACAUUGACCACAAUUAUUGAGAAUUGUCUCUGUUCCCAAGUAAUUUGAGAAGUCCACCUUUCUGUCCUUGCCUUUUCUUCGACCUGGUACAAUACCCUUUUAUGACUUGACAUGGAUAACUGUCAUGUAAUAAUGUUUUCCACAGGGCAGAUAGCAUCGAGAAAAUACACAAUGUGGAAUACCUUAGUGAAAGUUUUGUUGUAUAAUCAGCAGAGAAGGUGGACAUGUUUACAUAUAAAACAAAGGGACUUGCAUAAAAUGAUUCAGUUUUAUUUGUUCCCCUACUUGUAUAAUGUGUACAAGUUAACUUCUGAAUCAAUCAAGUAAGUUAACAUUGGAAGAAAGCUGUAACUGCUCCAAAUUAUACGAUUAAAGUCAUUGUAAGUUUUAUAUUUA